Messenger RNA from Clupea harengus (Atlantic herring), 1606 nucleotides. RefSeq names its product cathepsin La (gene ctsla). Lineage: Eukaryota; Metazoa; Chordata; Actinopteri; Clupeiformes; Clupeidae. Gene Ontology annotation, biological process: proteolysis. The record is from RefSeq and is a predicted model, not a curated record. Gene Ontology annotation, molecular function: cysteine-type peptidase activity.
CGGGACCAACAAAGCAAUAGCCAACCAAUGAGAAUAUUUCAGAUUAUUUAUUCGUGAGAACAGCUUUAUAAAUGUGUAUUUUCUGCCAUUUCAAAUAUUGUUGACUUCUCAGCUUGGAGAUCUGUAAGAAUGUACUUGGCGGUGUUCACGUUGUGCCUCAGCGCCGUUUUGGCUGCCCCUAGCUUUGAUCGGGAACUUGAUGAGCAUUGGGACCUAUGGAAGUCUUACCACACUAAAGGAUAUCAUGUGAAGGAAGAAGGAUGGAGGCGCAUGGUGUGGGAGAAGAACCUGAGAAAGAUUGAAAUGCACAACCUUGACCACUCCAUGGGCAAACAUUCUUACCGUCUAGGAAUGAACCAUUUCGGUGACAUGACCCACGAGGAGUUCAGGCAGGUCAUGAACGGCUAUAAACAGAAGGCACAGACAAAGCCCAGGGGAUCCCUGUUCUUGGAGCCCAACUUUAUUGAACUCCCCAAAAAGAUUGACUACAGGGAUCUGGGAUACGUGACUCCAGUGAAGGAUCAGGGAGAGUGUGGCUCUUGCUGGGCCUUCAGCACCACCGGAGCCAUGGAGGGCCAGCUCUUCAGGAAGUCUGGCACGCUAGUGUCCCUGAGCGAGCAGAACCUGGUGGACUGCUCCCGGCCGGAGGGCAACGAGGGCUGCAAUGGCGGGCUCAUGGACCAAGCCUUCCAGUACGUCAAGGACAACGGUGGCCUGGACUCUGAGGAUGGCUACCCCUACCUUGGCACUGAUGAUCAGCCCUGCCACUAUGAUGCCAAGUACAACUCUGCCAACGACACUGGCUUUGUGGAUGUGCCCAGUGGCAAGGAGCGGGCACUGAUGAAGGCCGUCGCUGCCGUUGGGCCUGUGUCCGUGGCCAUUGACGCUGGUCACGAGUCCUUCCAGUUCUACCACUCCGGUAUUUACUAUGACAAGGAGUGCAGCAGCACUGAGCUUGACCAUGGUGUUUUGGUAGUUGGCUAUGGUUUUGAGGGUGAAGAUGUCGAUGGCAAGAAGUACUGGAUUGUUAAGAACAGUUGGAGUGAGAAGUGGGGUGACGCGGGCUACAUCUACAUGGCCAAGGACCGGAAAAACCACUGCGGCAUCGCCACGGCAGCCAGCUACCCACUCAUGUAGAGAGUUCACGGAUCACACCGCCACCUUUUACCAAUUUUUAAGGACCCCUAAUGUGUCCUGCCUGGCUUGCUCAUGAAGAUCAGUGUUUGACAUUUUUUUUAAGUGGAUAUAUAUGGGAGUUCUGUUCAAAGGUGUUGGACUGAGGUGCACUAUGUAAGGGAAUAGCAGACCAUUUGAGAUGUGAACUACAUGUUUUGUGCUACAGCCUUGAAGGCUGCUGUUUGAGUCAAAGCCCUGCAGGUUACUGUGAGGGUUGAUAUCUGAAAAAAAAACUCUGUUUAUUGAGGGAAUUCACAUUCUUUUCGAUCAUUUUCUGCUACAUUGAAUUUUAGGUUUUAUAAAUUGUUUGUGUAAAUAUGUGUACUUCAUAUUUCAGAAGUGUCUUUUAUCUGUCUUAGGCCUGUGUAUGACUUGAUUUUUUUUUUUUUCUACCUCCUAGCACGGUCGAUUAAAAGUUUUAAAAACUUCA